This is a messenger RNA of Leptopilina boulardi, 1559 nucleotides long. RefSeq names its product torsin-1A (gene Torsin). Gene Ontology annotation, molecular function: ATP binding; ATP hydrolysis activity. Gene Ontology annotation, biological process: cellular response to misfolded protein. Bases 218 to 1258 code for a protein of 346 amino acids. NCBI's taxonomy places the organism in Eukaryota, Metazoa, Arthropoda, Insecta, Hymenoptera, Figitidae. The transcript is spliced from 3 exons. The record is from RefSeq and is a predicted model, not a curated record.
GCGUUCCCGUUCAAGAAUAUAUUCUGCUUUGGCUCUAAACAAUCAUUUAUAUACGGUGUUUAAUUAGUUGAUUUAAUUAGUUAACUUUAUGUGUUUUUUCCCUAAUAAUUUGUUGAAUUGUUUGCAUAAUGUUGUUAAAUUGUUUGCAAAAAUAAUUAAUAUAGAUAUAAAUGUAUGUGUUAUUAAAUGCCUCUACUGAUUUCAUUGUGUUGUGAAAAUGAAUUUUUUGACUUUCCAAGUCAUUUUGACUGUUUUUCUAAUUCUACAAAUUCAAAAUGUAAUUGGAAUUUUACCUUUACUUAGUUUAGGAUAUGCAGGAGCGGGACUUGCAGGAAUGUAUGCAGGUUAUUCAUAUUUAAAAUGUAAAGUUACAGAAUGCUGUAAUGAUGAAUAUAUUCCAGCUGAUAUUUGGCAUUUGGAUAGUAUGCUUAGAAAAGAGUUAUUUGGUCAGAAAAUUGCUCACGAAACAGUACUUAAUGCAAUUCGAGGUCAUUUAUCACAUCUUCAUCCAAUAAAACCAUUGGCAAUGAGUUUUCAUGGAUUGCCAGGAAGUGGGAAAAAUUUUGUUGUUAAAAUGAUAGCAAAAGCAUUAUUCAAAAAUGGUGAGGAUAGCGAAUAUUUUCAUUUUUUCAAUGGACGAGAUGAUUUUCCAAAUGAACGAGAUAUUGAUAAAUAUAAGGCGGAUUUGCGCCAGGAACUUGUCAAGAGUAUAAAAAAAUGUGAUAGAUCAUUAUUUGUAUUCGAUGAGGUCGAUAAAAUGCCAGAGGGUGUAUUAAAUGCAUUAGUGCCAAUUCUCGAUUAUACGAGUUAUUUUAAAUUGGCAGGCGUUAAUAAAAAUAAGGCAAUAUUUAUAUUUUUAUCAAACACUGGAAGUCAACAAUUGGUGAGACGUUUACUUGAAUUAUGGGAGAGUGGUAAAAAUCGUGAGGACACAUCACUUCAGGAUUUUGAGAAUUUAAUAACAAUUGGAGCAUUCAAUGAGAAGGGUGGAUUUCAUAAAAGUGAUACAAUUGAAACAAGUUUAAUUGAUCAUUAUGUGCCAUUUUUGCCACUUGAGGAAUCACAUGUUAUUAAAUGUGUUCAAAGGGCAUUUCGUGAACGUUUCAUUGAAUCAACUGAUGAAAUGGUGAGCGAAGUAAUGAAACACGUGACAUUUGAUCCACCACCACAUAAUCUUUAUUCAAAAGCCGGUUGUAAACGAAUUGAACAAAAAGUCGACUUGAUUGUUAAUCAAAAACGAAGGAAUUUUGAUCUUUGAUAAUUUUUUUUUUUCUAUCGAAAAUGAUUUUUAGAAAUUCUAAUGAGGGUUUUUAAUCUCGUUCUUUUUCUCUCGUCGAAAAAAAAAAAUGUAUAAUGUGCUUUUUUAUUGUGAUUAUGAAUUUCGUGUUUAUUUUGAGAGAAUUUAGUUGUUUUUUUCUGAUUAUAGUGGCUAGACAAUAAUUUUUUUCCCCGUCUUUUGUUUUUAAUUUUUAUAUAUAUUCAAGUUAUUUUUAACGACCAAUUAAAAUAAGGCAACUAUUUUUUUAACUACUUGGAAAUAAUAAAAUAUUUAUAUUAUA